Messenger RNA from Pseudophryne corroboree (corroboree frog), 3303 nucleotides. Its product is annotated as LON peptidase N-terminal domain and RING finger protein 1-like. The transcript is spliced from 11 exons. Bases 442 to 2259 code for a protein of 605 amino acids. Gene Ontology annotation, molecular function: ubiquitin protein ligase activity; protein binding. NCBI's taxonomy places the organism in Eukaryota, Metazoa, Chordata, Amphibia, Anura, Myobatrachidae. The record is from RefSeq and is a predicted model, not a curated record.
GGCCCACGUGACCGCAGACUUUAUGUAAUGGUACUGCACAUGUUAUAUCAGGGUUCUAUUUUCCUUUUGUGUAGUUACUUUGUUCCUCCUGACAGUGGUUGGUUAUUAGGAGGAGACAGUGUGCUGUGUUGCUUGGGCUGUGGGGAAAGCUGUCUCAGCAUUGCUCUGUGUGUGCCAUAGGGCAGCUGAUAGCUCCAGACUUGUAUUUUUUUAUUUGUAGUUAUUUUUUUUUCCCACAUCUAUCCAGCCCACAUCAGGAUGGCAGCAGCUGCUGUGUGCACUAGAUGCCAGGAUGCCCUCACCUGCUGCUGACCUCAGCAUGCACCCUUGCUAGUUACAGAUUAGUGUCUGCUACCCCAUUGGGGUAGCUGCUGGUGCUGAAAGCCUCUACUCAGGGUCUUUACUCUGUGCCCUCUGGCUACUAUUGAAUCACCCCCCCUCAUGGAGCUAUUCAAUUGCAUGUGCUGCCAACAGCCCCUCUGGGACCCAGUGACGGUGCGCUGUGGGCACACUUUCUGCAGGAGAUGUCUCAAAGGAUCAGCUCCAAGCAGGUGCUAUGUCUGUAAGCAGAGUCUAAAGAUCAGGGGUUUCCAUGACCUGAGGUGUAACACUCUAUUAUCCACCCUGCUGGAGAAGUGCCUGAGCACAGAAAACAAAGUUAUCAGGAUCACAAAGGACCUGGAGGACUUGAUCAGUAUGGAGCAGUAUGAAGAGGCUGGGACAGUCGCCUGCAAAGGAAUUGUGAUGGCUCCUGAGGACGUUCCCUUGAGGGUACUUCGCUCACAGGUGUAUUUGUCAUUAAAGCAAUAUCCUGAAUCUCUGCGGGAAGCGGAAGUGAUCUGUAAUCUGCAGCCACAGAAUCCAGAGGGAUUCUACAGAAAGGGUUUGGCUCUAAUCCAUAUGGAUAAUAAGGAGGAAGCUCUUGGGCAGUUCCAACAGUGCCUAACGCUGAAUUCACAGUACUCUGCAGCCCGUUAUGAGAUCGAGCAGUUGCUGAAGGAUUCUGAUUGUCCUGUGCCUUCAUCACUGGAAGAUUUACUGGAGGAGGUGUCUCGUUACUUGAAGUUGUCCAGCGCAGACCCCUCCGCUCCCCAAGCACAGACCAUCAGUUCCCAAGAAAACACUGCCAAUGUGAAGGCUGACGCAGAUGAUAAGACUUUUCCUCUGGCGAUCGCUUCUGACGGGACAGCAAAGUCCUCUGCCUUAAACCAAGUGCACAUGAAACGGAAGGAGACCGAUGAAUCAGCCUCACUAGACAAGGACAGAUUAAGUAAGCAUUUGAAAUUAAAAGACUCUCAGGAAGAAGAUGAGAAACACAACAGCAGCCUCCCACUCAAUCCGUCCCCAAAAGACCUCCUGAGCCUCUCUGAUGUGGAAUGUUCACUGUGUAUCCGGAUGUUCCUGGAUCCGGUUACCACCCCUUGCGGCCACACCUUCUGCAGGGAGUGCUUAGAACGUUGCAUGGACCACCAGCCGUAUUGCCCGCUAUGCAAGCAGAGUUUAAGAGAGUACCUAAGGGUAGGGUGUUACUCAGUCACUACCCUUCUGCAGAACCUCAUGAUGGCCAUCUUUCCAUCAGAGAUGACUGACAGAGAGCAAGUUCAUCUCUCGGAGAUCGCUGAACUGUCCAAUCUGGUCAGCAAUGUGCCGAUCUUUGUCUGUACAAUAGCCUUUCCUGAAGUCCCAUGUCCUCUCCAUGUUUUUGAACCACGUUAUCGCCUCAUGAUGAGACGCUGCCUUGAAACUGGGACCAGAAGUUUUGGAAUGUGCCUGUAUGAGAGUGGUAAGAGUUUUUCAGACUUUGGCUGCAUGUUGGAGAUCUUGCACUUGGACUAUUUGCCAGAUGGGCGAUCACUGGUGGAGACAAUUGGUAGGAGACGUUUCCGAGUGUUGCAGAGGGGUCAGAUAGAUGGAUAUCACAAAGCGGAGAUAGAAUACCUGGUGGACAAGAAGCUGGAGGGUGAGGAACUGCAGGAGGUACAGAGGUUACAUGAUAUGGUGUACCAAGAGUUAGAGGAAUGCUUCUCGCAGCACAGAGGGAGUCUUCCUCGUCGUAUCUUCAUGCAUCAUACCAGCCCACCUCCGAAAGACGACAACAUACAGGCGUCCCCAGAUGGCCCAUCCUGGUGUUGGUGGCUGCUGUCUGUGUUACCCCUGGACCCGACGUACCAGAUGCUUAUUCUCUCCAUGACAUCAUUAAAGGAGAGGAUUUUACACCUGAAGCACAUUCUGUCUGUUUUCCUUCAGAAUACGUCUUAGGAAGGAUUGCACAACCUACUGUAAUUACAAACCUAAUUACCCUAAUACAAACAAAAAGCACAAAUUCUAAGACUUCUUCAACAUCCGUCCAGCAAAAAAUAAGGGAUUUACAUGCUCCCUGGGCUGAGCUCCUGUCAUUUACCAUUCAGUGCACAACCAUGAGCAAUUACUGGAAAGCUUGAAAUUGGAGUCAAGAAUUGGAAAACUAGUUUAACAGUAUAAAGUGUUAUCACUGUAAAAAGUCAGUUUUAAUUAUCCACUGGAAACUUACAGUAAUACGCUUGUAUAAUCUUUCCAUAAAUCAGAAUCCUCACCAACAAAUCAUCAAAACCACCCAACUGCUGGAAACUCUAAUACCUUUUAGAAAGUGGAUUUCAUUGUCUGUGUCACUGACUUGUUGACACUCUGUUUACUAAAUUGUUUUUCUUCCUUUUUGAGCCAUCAACAACUUUAAAACGAAUAAUAAAAAAAAGAAGCAAACUGUGGCUCAUGGCAGCCAUUUUGUUCACACUCGCAGUGGACUCUUAUUACCUAGGAGCCAGUGGCCAAACUUCUGCAAAGUGAUUGUAAACUCCAGCUGCUAUUUUGUUCUUUAUAUAUUUAUUUCUAGUUUUUAGAUAAGGCUUGUUAGCACAUGUAGUUCUUUGCGAGGUAAAAAUUUCACUUGGUAGAAGGGAAUGAAAAUUAAGAGUACAGCUAACACUACUAAGAAAGAAAAAAGAAAAAAAACUCUGGGGUUGAUGUAUUCAGCAGUGCAAAGAAUGGACUAGUGGAGAAGUUGCCCAUAUAAACAUCGAGGUAGCAUUUAUCAAGUACAAUCUAUAAAAUCAUAGGUACAAGCUGAUUGGAUGCUAUGGCAACUUCUCCACUCUUUUCACUGCUUAAUACAUCAACCCCUUAGUUACACCAGGGUAACCAUUUCUUAUAGUAGUGUCUAGAUGUAACUCUUGCACUUUAUGAAACUACUUUGUUAUAAAUGGCCACUGUUUUUCUGUCAGUGCAGUAACAAUAUUGAGUUCUCCUGUUUAUUACUCCUUUUUAAAA